Molecule: messenger RNA, 737 nt
Organism: Mollisia scopiformis
Lineage: Eukaryota; Fungi; Ascomycota; Leotiomycetes; Helotiales; Mollisiaceae
Exons: 2
Coding region: 252-716 (154 amino acids)
Source: RefSeq, a predicted model, not a curated record
CCGAUGAGUUCUCCGCCUGCCGGCGUUAUACCAAACUUCACCAAUCCCACCGACACCCUGUAUCCCGAAAUCGUGGCUACGGUGAUUUUGUCUAUUGUGUUAACAACAAUCUUCACCGCUGCACGCUUGAUAGCUAAGAAAACAAUAGCGAGUUUCACGAUCGAGGACUGUAUGUACCUCUUAACUUUACUUGACCUUCCACGAUUGUAACCGAUCAUUGUAUUCCACAGAUUAGCUGGGCUAUUAAGCUCAUGUACUGCAUUAUUACUUGGCUCGCCAAGGCAACACUACUCCUCCAGCUUCAACGUACUUUUGCGCCAAUUAAAUCGGGCGCCGUAUACAUCGCUAUUCAGGUCUUGCUCUGGAGCAACUUAGCAUUCUACCUAGCAUCAUUCUUCGUUCUGGUGUUCGAGUGCGUGCCACAAGAGCGGAUAUGGAAUCCGCUGAUCACAACUGGGCACUGUAUCAAAACGGGUUCCCUGCUGAUAGCUAUGGGUGUCAUCAACGUGGUCAGCGACUUGAUGAUCCUGAUACUACCCAUCUGGGCUAUCUUCCACCUACAUAUGAGCAUGAAGUUGAAGCUGGGCAUCUCCGCCAUCUUCGCAACAGGCCUGCUUGCUUUCGCGUGCUCAAUCUGCCGCCUGGUGUACACCGUCCCUCCGCUGCACAGCGACGACGCCAGCUACCUCUUUGCCCCAGUAGGCUUGUGGUCGUAAGUCAACCCAAGUCCUUUUCAU